CCUCUCCCGCCAGGGGGCGCGGAGGUUGGGCUGCAGGUGCGCAGGGGAGCGAGGGCGGGGCCGGGGCAGGUAGAGCUGCCCCGCGGCCAGCGCUGAGGGACGAUGAAGUGCCGCUGCCGCCUCUGCGUUUUCGACGCGGCCCGGGGGCCCCGGCGGCUCAUGCGCGUGGGCAUGGGGCUGAUCCUGGUGGGCCACGUGAACCUGCUGCUGGGGGCCGUGCUGCACGGCACUGUCCUGCGGCACGUGGCCAAUCCCCGCGGCGCCGUCACCUCGGAGUACACCACCGCCAAUGUCAUCUCCGUGGGUUCCGGGCUGCUGAGCGUUUCCGUGGGACUUGUGGCCCUUUUGGCAUCCAGGAACCUUCUUCGCCCACGACUGCACUGGGCCCUGCUGGCACUAGCUCUGGUGAACCUUCUCUUGUCUGCUGCCUGCUCCCUGGGCCUC
Molecule: messenger RNA, 444 nt
Organism: Physeter macrocephalus (sperm whale)
Lineage: Eukaryota; Metazoa; Chordata; Mammalia; Artiodactyla; Physeteridae
Product: keratinocyte-associated protein 3
Exons: 4
Source: RefSeq, a predicted model, not a curated record